AUGGCGAGUGGUUCGUCGGCGACGCCGGCUGGCGAUCAAGGGGACGGGCCACUCGAGCAACCCAACCCUCAGCAUCAACAAGGCGCCCAACCUCAGGAACCGUCCGCUACAGAAGUAUUCUCACCCUCUGAGGCUGCAGAGGCCCCCGAAACAUACGAGGCAACCCACGUGCACGCCGUCUACGAGGCCAUCGCGCCGCACUUCUCAGCUACCCGCCACAAGCCCUGGCCUCGUGUCGCCAGCUUCCUCCAAGCCCAGCCGCCCGGCAGCAUCGGCCUUGACGUCGGCUGUGGCAACGGCAAGUACCUGCGCGUCAACCCGGCCGUGCACCUGCUGGGCUCCGACCGGAGCCCUGCACUCGUCAAGCUCGCCCGGACCGAGCUGCGGCGGCCUCGUGCUGAUGGCAAGGACGACGACCCAAGGGUCUCGGACGUCGACGUUGCCGUCGCUGAUGGCUUCGCCCUCCCCUACCGGCGGGCUGCCGCCGACUUUGUCAUCUGCAUCGCUGUCGUGCACCACAUGUCCACCCGCGCCCGCCGGCAAGAGGCCAUCGCCGCGCUGCUGGACUGCGUGACCCCCGAGGCCGGCCGCGUGCUCAUCUACGUGUGGGCGCUGGAGCAGGCGUCGAGCCGCCGCGGGUGGGACACGGGCAGCGACCAGGACAGGCUCGUCUCGUGGGUGAUGCGCAAGCCAAAGGGCGAGGAGCCGGGCGGCACGUACCAGCGCUACUACCACCUGUACCGCGAGGGCGAGCUCGAGGAGGACGUCGUGGCGGCUGGGGGCAAGGUUGAGGAGAGCGGCUACGAGAGGGACAACUGGUGGGUGGUAUGUAGUCGGCCGUCGGCCUGA
Molecule: messenger RNA, 849 nt
Organism: Fusarium falciforme
Lineage: Eukaryota; Fungi; Ascomycota; Sordariomycetes; Hypocreales; Nectriaceae
Product: Methyltransf-11 domain-containing protein
Exons: 1
Coding region: 1-849 (282 amino acids)
Biological process (GO): tRNA wobble uridine modification
Cellular component (GO): nucleus; cytoplasm
Molecular function (GO): tRNA binding; S-adenosylmethionine-dependent methyltransferase activity
Source: RefSeq, a predicted model, not a curated record